AUGGCUUCAACAAAUCGGCCGCUUCGAGAUGGAUCCCUGUCUGCAGCUGGCAGCACUUCACCUGUCCUUCAGCAGCAGGGCCCGAGCGAAAGCGCGGAGUCCUUUCACAUGCUGGAUCGUCUGGACAGCCCGCAGUUGACAUUGCACGAGUUUCACAAAUUUCAGCAGUCACCAGUACUCGCAGCUUCACCAGAGCUCGAGUCUCGGCGCAUUCGAAGGAAGCCAUCUGCUGUGAAUCUUGCAACGGCUCAUGCACGAUACACGGACCCUGCAGCAUGCUGUUUUGAUGAUCCGUGGACGCCAAGCUUGAUUUUGCCACGGUCGCCGGCGUCCGCUUCACUUCGUGACUUCUCGCCCGCUUCCUCCCACCACCGACCUCUCACACCGCGUCCGAGGACUUACACCGCCUCUCCUUCUUUGUCUUCCACUGUCGACACAUUGCAAUCUUCGCCUUUCCAGACACCUCUUCAUCAAGGUUGCUCACGCGUCGAGCACGAGGAGGAAGACAGGAGUGACUUCGGUGAACCCAUUCGGACGAAACGUAAGUUUGACUCGUUGAAGCGUGCAAAGCGUCUUCCCCGCCAAACAGGCGGCGGCAGCAGCGGCUCUGGUGGAUCAGGAGAAUUGUGGGAAGUUUACGCAGCUGUAUUUGAGAUUGAGGACGUGGGACCUGCUGUGGUGGAGGAGGAUUUGAAGAAGGUGAAGUCCGUCAGGUUUGAUACGGGCACUGGGAACAUCUCGGAGGCACUUGCGGAGGACUCGCAGAAUACAAGAGAAGAACAUCCGACCUCAGCGACCUCGCUGUCAAGAAUUGACUGGCCCCUGCCGCCAUCUCACUACAAUUGGCAAGGCACGUUUGGUCACUUGGAUACAGCAACUCCGCCCUCUACGCCAGCUACCGUCUUGUAUAGAGGAGCGAGUUUUGACGUGUUGAACCCGCACGCGUCGCUCAUUCUCGGAGCACGCAGCCUCGAGACGCCAGCCGAGAUCGAAGGGCUUCUGGACAGCUACUUCCACGACACCGACGCAAGCAUGCAACCUGAUCAGACUCACGACGAGCCUCCUUCGGGUGUCUCGGGCGUACCCAGCGAGCACUCACGUCGUGUACUGUACGAUAAUGCCACUGACGCUCGUCGUAAGAUCCUGCACAUGAGUGACCACGACAAGGGCCAAGUCACUACUCCUCCAAGAGCUUUGCUAGGUGCCAGCGCAGCCCGCAAAGGAGAGAGACCAUUUUCUGACCCUUUCGAUCUGACACUCAGCGACUCUGAUAGUCACAGCACCCUGAUGACCAUCAACCACGUUCUCAAGGAAGGCCGUCGUCAGGACGUGACGCCUCCCGCACGCAUGCAGCCACUGGGUCUGGGCAUCACAGACUCUGAUGAAACUCAUGCGUAUGUAACCAAUUCCCGCCGUUCCCGUUUAAAGAGUACACUUACGAGAUAUUUCUCCAAGCAGGACGUCCGAGCAAACUACAGAUUCGACGAUCAAGGCCAUACUCGAAGACUACGAAUACACCAGGGCGCCGUUGUCCCAGCCUGA
Messenger RNA from Cercospora beticola, 1542 nucleotides. RefSeq lists its product as uncharacterized. Lineage: Eukaryota; Fungi; Ascomycota; Dothideomycetes; Mycosphaerellales; Mycosphaerellaceae. The record is from RefSeq and is a predicted model, not a curated record.